AGAAGUUGGGUUGAUAAUGACGUCAUCACCAGUUUACUCUAGACCUAGUAUGUACACGAAGAUGGCCUAGAUUAUAGAACAACAUUUGCUAUGUGUACGAAAACAACAUUAGCCAUAAGGGCAACAUGCAGGUAUGCCACCAGGAGGAGCCUCUGUUCCAGCGCGAAUUCUGGCACCGCAAAGUCUUCGUCGACUGUCAACGAAGAAGAGCUGAGACAUUUCAGACGUUUGUCGGCUUCAUGGUGGAAUCAAUCGGGCGACCUAAUGGCGCUUCACUCCAUGAACAGACUGCGCGUCCCUCUCAUCAGAAACGCGCUGUCGGCCGAGGCUUCCUCUUCCGUCGAACCGCUGACGGGACUAAAGAUUCUUGAUGUCGGAUGCGGAGGAGGAGUGCUGACGGAGCCCCUCGCUCGGCUUGGCGCCUCCGUCACAGGUCUGGACGUCCUUGAAGAGAACGUUGCCGUCGCCACGAUGCACGCCGACCUUGACCCGACCCUUCAAGGCAGGUUGACGUACGUCCAGAGCACUGUGGAGGACAUGGCUGAAGAGAUGCCCUCUUGUUUUGAUGCGGUCGUGGCGUCCGAGGUCGUGGAGCAUGUCAACGAGCAGACGACCUUUGUCGGUGCGUGCUGCCACCUAGUCAAGCCCGGUGGCUCCCUCUUCAUGACGACGUUGAACAAGACGUGGGCUUCGUACCUGCUGGGCAUCGUGGCGGCGGAGAAGUUGCUACGCGUUGUGCCGGACGGAACUCACGACUGGGAGAAAUUCAUCUCUCCAGCGACCCUGCAGGAGAUCGCUGCAGCGAAUGGCUGCGAGACACGACUGCUACAUGGCAUGUACUACAACCCGCUUAGCAACAGGUGGCGCUGGGGUAGAGACACAAGCAUCAGCUAUGCAAUGCAUAUGGUGAAAGCGGCAGCGCCACCUAGUGUCGACGACAAAUCUUCCGGCGACGGCAGCAGUUGAGGCUGUGAUUGUUAGAUAGGCAGUAUUGCGAUAUGUUCGUUUUCGCUCCAGCCAUCGCAGACAAUUAUCAUGAGAAACUCGACUGUUUUAUCGCAUCUACGUCACACACGUUAAAGUGUGUGUGUGUGUGUGUGUGUGUGUGUGUGUAUGGUGUGUGUACAUGAAUGGACGUAUACAAGUACAUGUGUGUACGCAAACUCCACGACAGAUGGCGCUCUCGCUCAUGGGCUCAAUCUACCACUGCCACAAGUAGAUUUCGGUUACAAUUUGUAACACUUUUUUACUACAAGUU
Molecule: messenger RNA, 1258 nt
Organism: Priapulus caudatus
Lineage: Eukaryota; Metazoa; Priapulida; Priapulimorpha; Priapulimorphida; Priapulidae
Product: ubiquinone biosynthesis O-methyltransferase, mitochondrial-like
Exons: 7
Coding region: 91-966 (291 amino acids)
Biological process (GO): ubiquinone biosynthetic process
Molecular function (GO): 2-methoxy-6-polyprenyl-1,4-benzoquinol methyltransferase activity
Source: RefSeq, a predicted model, not a curated record